GCCCAGGAUGGCAGAUGAGAUCGAUUUCGCGACUGGAGACGCAGGAGCUUCCAGUACUUACCCGAUGCAGUGCUCGGCGCUGCGCAAAAACGGGUUCGUGGUACUCAAAGGCCGGCCGUGCAAAAUCGUGGAGAUGUCAACUUCCAAGACCGGGAAGCACGGGCACGCCAAGGUUCACCUUGUUGGAAUUGAUAUUUUCACGGGCAAAAAAUAUGAAGAUAUUUGCCCUUCCACUCACAAUAUGGAUGUUCCAAAUAUUAAGAGAAAUGAUUACCAACUGAUCUGUAUUCAGGAUGGUUACCUCUCCCUGCUGACAGAAACUGGUGAAGUUCGUGAGGAUCUUAAGCUGCCAGAAGGUGAACUAGGCAAAGAAAUUGAAGGAAAAUACAAUGCAGGUGAAGAUGUACAGGUGUCUGUCAUGUGUGCGAUGAGUGAAGAAUAUGCCGUCGCCAUAAAGCCCUGCAAAUAGAUGGGAAAAUUAGACAUGAGCAAACUGCUUGGGUCUGGAUCAAGCGCAGAUCUAAAGUUUGGCUCUACGUUGUCACCAAAGCUAUGGCCUUCAUAAGCAACCUCAUUUGUUUUUUAAUUGCUUUAAAAAUCAUGCUUAAUUUGUUUUGCAGACAAUUGGUCACUUAAAAAGAAUAAUCAAACAUAGUUAUGUUUUUUUUUAAUUUUGUAGGUCUUUUCUGUAACAUUCUUACGGUUUUCAGUAUGAGUCCCAGAAACAAAUGAUAGCUUCAUUAGACAAGAUUUUUCUGAGCACAUCAAUCCUGAAUUUUAAAUGAUAAAUAAACCAGGGUUUUAAUUAAAUAAUGUAGCAUCUAGUAGUAUUGAAGUGCCACAUUUAAGUUCAAUUGCUCUGCAUUAAUGUCAAACAUAAUAUACAAUAUGUAUUGAUUGGAAUUGUUGUAGUAUCAGCCUGGCAAGCACAAAUCCUU
Molecule: messenger RNA, 938 nt
Organism: Sorex fumeus (smoky shrew)
Lineage: Eukaryota; Metazoa; Chordata; Mammalia; Eulipotyphla; Soricidae
Gene: EIF5A2
Product: eukaryotic translation initiation factor 5A2
Exons: 4
Coding region: 8-469 (153 amino acids)
Biological process (GO): positive regulation of translational elongation; positive regulation of translational termination
Molecular function (GO): translation elongation factor activity; RNA binding; ribosome binding
Source: RefSeq, a predicted model, not a curated record